Molecule: messenger RNA, 1011 nt
Organism: Fusarium musae
Lineage: Eukaryota; Fungi; Ascomycota; Sordariomycetes; Hypocreales; Nectriaceae
Exons: 2
Coding region: 1-1011 (336 amino acids)
Source: RefSeq, a predicted model, not a curated record
AUGGAGCCCGUGGGUGCUACCGCCAGCAUACUCACGUUUGUGACUGUCGCGUUUUCCGCUACCAAGUCAAUUUACGGCGCCCUGUCAGCAAUCAAAGACGGUCCCGAAAUCCUUAGCUCUAUCAGCGAUGAAGUCUCCCAGCUCCAGAGUAUUCUUCAGAGAAUAUUGCAAGUGGUGUCAUCAACAGCGAGACCUGCCGAUAGAUCAAAGCUUGAGCAAAUGGUCAAGAAAUGCAGAGAUGAUUUGCUCGGAUUUGAGGCCAAGCUUCGCCAACUCGAUGUCGCAGGAGCCGAUGGCCGAAGAGGCCAAUUAUGGCGAAAGUUCAAGAUCUGCUUUGAAGAGAAAGACCUCGAUCGGAUCCGUCAUGUGAUCGGGAGGCAUGUCCAACUACUCACACUCUAUUUGGGCACCAUGCAGGACCAGCAGGCGUCGCUCAUCGCAGCACAAUCAACCGAAAUACUUGCCGGUGUCCAAAAACUCCAGCAGUCAUCACCUGCAGCCACACAGUCAAACGAGAUACUUACUCGUAUCCAAGAACUCCAGCACACAUCUCCUACAGCAACACAACUAAAUGAAGUGCUUGUUUCUCUCCAACAGCUUCAACAAGAUAUGGCAGUAUUGCAAGUAUCCAGCACAGCUGCUCAAACUCAAAUCGGGUCGUCAGGCAUUUCACCAAGGGUUGUAGAACUCGACGACGAGAAUUCACCAAUUUCGCAACAGACCACUCUGGAUGAUACCAUCGGUCGAUUGAUGCAGUUACUGGAAAAGAAGCCCUGCACUAUUGAGUUCGAUGACGCACAGGAAAUAUUCGACGACCUGGAGCGCCUAUUGCAGUCUAUUCGGGAUGAUGCACAGUCUACAAAAGCCGGGGAAGGGGAUCAGGAUAAAGAUACAGACGUCUCAAAGGAGAUGAAGCUAUUUACAAGUCUGAUUUUCUCGGCCCAAUCUUUGAGAGUCAACCAAGCCGUGCCUAACUUGAAAAGAACCGAUGAACUCCUUCGAGGUUACUGA